Messenger RNA from Dermatophagoides pteronyssinus (European house dust mite), 1588 nucleotides. RefSeq lists its product as uncharacterized. The record is from RefSeq and is a predicted model, not a curated record. Lineage: Eukaryota; Metazoa; Arthropoda; Arachnida; Sarcoptiformes; Pyroglyphidae.
UCAAAACAAAAACAAAAAUUGUUGUCAAAAUUUGCAAAGUUGUUCAAGUUUGAUGAAAUUUUGUUUUGCUCAAUUUUAUUAUGUUUAAUGAAUUUGCUUUUGUUUCAUUCUGAUUUUCGAAAAAAUUUUCAUUGUUUAAGUUGGUUCAUCAUCAGUUGAGAUUAUUGUCAAAGAUAAAAACCAAAAAGAAUUUUAUAUCAAAGUCCAAAAAUGUCAAAAUUUAUACAUGAAUCCGAUAUGAUCGAAGUUAUUGAAGGAGAAGCAUCUCGUUCAAUAAAUUUAUUCGACAAUUAUCAUUGGAAUUCAAGAUCAACAAUCGAUUAUACUAGUUCGACAUUUCGAAACCGAAAUGACCAUGACCACAACAAUGAACAUGAUAAUCUUAAUUGCAAUGAUAAUAAUGAUGUUAUAAAUCGUCAUAAUCGUGAUGAAGAUCACUCAUUGAGAGAUGAAUCUGAUAAUCAUGGUAAUAAUAAUCGUUCACGUGAUUAUGGUAAUGAAUUUGAAGAAAAUGAACAUGGAUCAUCUCGUGGAAAUUCCAAUCAACGGUCUAUAGAAUUACUUCGUAGGGUACUAACAAAUCGUGAUUCAUCAUUUGGUAUGAUUGAUUCUAGAUUUGAUUUACCACCAAGAGCCAUUUUUUCCCGAAAUUCUAGAAAUCAAACUCGGGCCAUGGAUAAUAAUAUUGGUUUAUCUUCAUCUAUAGCUAGUAAAAAAGAUAGCCAAAAAUCCAGAUUUCAUUAUCAUUACGAUUCGAAAAAAGAUUUGAUUCGCGAUAUGCUAAGUAAUUUUCUCUGUCCAUUCAACGAAGAUGAUUAUUGCCGAUUUGAGCACCAUAAAUCUUAUCCUUGCGAAUUUUUCCAUCCAAAAUCUGGCGUUGAUAAAUCAUAUAAUCGUUUGCCACCAUUUGUUUGUGUAUUUAAUCUGAUUAAUCGUUGUAGAUCGCCGUCUAUAUCAUGUCAAGGUGGUGAAAUGCGCUGUAAAAAUGGUUUCCAUUUGGAUGUAUUGCGACUAUUAGAUUUGAAACAAUUCGAAUCCGAAAAUGAAGAAAAUUUACGUGAAUUUUAUGGCGGAUAUUCCCAACUUGAAUGCACUAUCUGUUCAGAUAAAAUUUGUAAUAAAUUUUUACAUAAAUAUCGUUGUUGGGCAUUACUUGAAAGUUGUUCACAUUUUACCUGUUUGCCAUGUAUGCGAAAAUGGCGUAAAGUAUCUCAUUCCUGUCCAUUAUGUCGUAUCGUAUCGAAUCGUUAUUUAUGGUCAUAUUAUUCCCAGAUUCCAGAUGAAAAUCGAAAAAAGUGUUUAUUUGAUAGACGAGAUUAUCAUGUAAUAGAAGAUGAACCUCCAGCUCCAAUAGCAUCUGAACCAUUGGAUGAUAUUGAAGUUAUCUAUCGUUAUGAAGAUGAUGGAACUAUUCUUUAUCUUGAAGACCCCUAUGAUGAUUACUAUUUUUGAAUCAUAUUUAUUGCUUCAUUUUUUUUUGUUGAAAAAUUUCCACUUCAAUUUGAAAAAAUUGAUAAUUUUCAAAAAUUGGAAUUACAAUUCACCAAAUGUAUUAAUAUUCCACAUCAACAUUUGAACAAAAUUUAGG